UUUGCUAUAAACAUGAAGUGCCGGAUGUAUCUUCUACUGCUUCUCUUGCUUUUUUCUCUUAUUUUAUCUGCGGCCGAUGAAUUUUCUACUAUAUAUGGUGAGCUGGGUGGCUCAGUUUUCCUGCACCUGAAAAAAGCGUGGCUACUGAACAACGAUGGAAUUAUACAGAAGGACAAUACAACCACAGUGGGGAGGUUUAAAAACAAUUUUACUCUGGUUCACAGCUAUAAAACACAUGCUACAUUAUUUUCCAAUGGAACCUUCAGAAUGGACAGAUCUCAGGAAAGUGAUUCUGGAAACUAUACUGUGGUAACGCAUGACAAAGAUGGACGUUAUAGUGGAACAUUUGUCUUCCAGGUCAUCAUAACUAUUCCACCUGUAUAUGGUGUUCUGGGCAGUUCAGUGUUUCUGUACCAGAAAAAGGGCAACCAUCUGAACUGUUCUGAUUUCAUAUGGAAAAAGGAUGGCUCUUGGCUGGUGACGUUUCAAAAUUCAACAUCCUCUUUUCACCCAGAGAAUACAAUCAAAGCUGAAAUUUAUCCUGAUGGAACCCUCAGACUAGACAACACCCAGGAAAGUGAUGCAGGGAAUUAUAUUGUGGAGCUGACUGAUGAAAAUGACACAAUAAUUCAUACAGAGGGCCACCACUUAAUCCUGAUUGAGGAGAAUAAGUUUGAAAUUGUAGAUGGGAUUGAAGGAAGCCCAGUUUAUCUCCAGCUGAAAGGGGGUAAUAUGAGGGAAAGUUCCCACAUUGAAUGGAAAAGGGGAAACACCCCACUAGCUGAGUUUAAAGAAAAUAACACUGGUUACCAUGGAGACUCCAAAAACAGAUCCGAGAUAUUCAGCAAUGGGACCUUGAGGCUGGACAGUACUCAAGAACAUGAUACAGGAACCUACAGUGUGGAUGUCUUCAAUGGAGAUGGAAACAUCAUACAACAUGGAACUGUUCAGUUAUUCAUAAUAAGAUACAAAGAAACCACAGCUGUUUCUGGAGCCACGGGGAGCUCAGAGUUUCUCUACUUUGGGAAAACUGAAUUUCAAAACAUUUAUGAUAUAAGAUGGAAGAAGGAGGGCUCCCUUGUGGCUGAGUUUAAGGGUCCUACCCCUCGUUACUAUGGAGACUAUGGAAGCAGGGCUGAGGUCUUCAAUAACGGGACCCUCAGACUGGACGAGACUCAGGAAACUGAUACUGGAAAUUACAGUGUGGAUUUCUUUUACAAAAAUGGUACAAAAAACAAAAUCCACACUCAGUUAUUCCUAAUUGAUGCUGUUUCUGAACCUGAACUUAAUUAUACAUGCACACCCGAUGGGAAGGUUGAGUUCCACUGCUUUUUAGAAAAAGGAGCUGAUCCUUCAUUCACAUGGAGUUUGAAUUACAAGACUCUGGAUGGUAACAGUGCCCCGCACAGUGUUAAAAGCCAGACACUUGUUUUGAAGGACAUAACCGGCUAUGUGGUCUGCACUGCUGAAAACAGUGUGAGCAAACAACAGAGUCCAAUUGUCUUCUAUUCCUGUGAAGGUUUCUUCACUGGAAAGCUCUUGUACCUUAUUAUAUGCUGGGGUUCCCUUGUGGCACUGUUCACAAUAGCGCUCGCUGUUCAGCUGUUCCUGAAAUCCCAAAUUUCAGAGAAUCACAGGAGGAGAAGACGAUCCCCAGCAAGAUUCCAGGAGAAUGCUGUCCCAGUCAAUCAGGGUGAGAAGCUACAGUAAUAUAAAACACAGUCCAUGUGCUUACAAAACACACCUGAGACCUUUCACAAGCGGCAAGAUGUCUUUAUUAUAUAUGUAUUGUAACAUGCAUACUGUAAAUAUUUCAAUUUCCUUUCAUGAAACAUGUUUUUAAAGUGUCUUGCUGUCUGCUUUUAGGUAACCUUAGGUACAACUGGGAUAUUGUAUUAUAAUUGUAUGAAUAUUGUCAUUUAACAUAAUUUGAUGAUGUUAAAUAAAAUUAGGGGGAUUUUGAUUGUUUUUUUUAACACUUUGUGCUUGGGUUUUUGUAAACUGGUAGAUUUCUUACAAACAUUAUACAAAUCAAUUGAGCACAGGGGAACAU
Acipenser ruthenus (sterlet) is the source of this 2053-nucleotide messenger RNA. RefSeq lists its product as uncharacterized. The transcript has 9 exons. Bases 13 to 1710 code for a protein of 565 amino acids. NCBI's taxonomy places the organism in Eukaryota, Metazoa, Chordata, Actinopteri, Acipenseriformes, Acipenseridae. The record is from RefSeq and is a predicted model, not a curated record.